AUAUAGGUGUAGGGUUAGUUUGUGGUGUAUUUUUUUUCUCCUUUUUAGGAACAGGAAUAAUGAAGAGAAUUUAAUGUAGAUAGGCCGUGACUGGCCUUCCGCUUUAAUGUAGUAGAUGGUGGUGGUGUGUGCACCUUUAAAUCGAAUGUGAUCCGCCAACCCCAAUGAAGAAGAAGAAGAGGAAGAAGAAGAAGAGGAGGAGGAGGAAGUAGUUCAUUAUUGUGGCUAGCUUCACACUGGUGGAAGAACGGACCAUGAAAAGAUAGAUAUGUUAUAGUCGUGGAAAAUCUGAACUAUUUAUAUUUUCUAAAAUGAAAUAGAUCAAAGUAAUAGAACACGUGUAAAAGAUUGCGAAUCUAGAAUUGUAUUUAAACGUUUACAAACUUGACAAGAACCAACAAACCAAACGGUCGAGUCUGGUCGAAGUUAGCUCGUUCGGCUAAUCAGUUAGCUAGCUAAUCAACUAUCAAAGGAAAAAACGGCUAAACUCCAAACAAAAAAAAACAAAAUGAUCGUUUAAACAUCAAAUAGUUUCCUUUUUUUUUUUUUUUUAAGAAAUUAACUUUUUUUGAGCUACGGAUGAAAAAAAAAAAAAAGUGUAAUAAAAUCCCAACUCGUGAAGAAACACAACAGCUAACGGCUACAACGGUGAUGUUGUUAGGGCAACGGGGACUCCGCUGUGGCAACCCGUCGGUGCGUCGACGCUGGACACCUUGGCUUCAGUGGCGACUCGGGGCUUUCUUUUUCCUGCUGUUGCUGGAAGGGACCUUGUGUCUGGCCAACCCCGGCAUUAGCACCGUCUCUGCUCUGGACAUCAACAACCACCCCAGUGUCAACGUCUACAUGAGCGAGGAGGAGGUCAGCAAGCUUUUGGGUCUAGAUGCAGAGCUGUACUACGUGAGGGAUGACGUGGUAAACCACUAUGCGCUCUCCUUCAUCCUGCCUGUACCCAGCGAGACCAACAGCCUGCACUUCACCUGGCGCUCCAAGGAUAAGGUUGAUUACAGGAUGGGUUUCCAUGUAGACAAACCUGCAGCUAUGAACCAACCACAGAGCAACAUCUCUGCCCAGGGGGAGGUGCCUCGCACAGCCUCAGUGUUCAGAGUGGACCUGUUCUGCUCAGGGAAGGUAGAUGGGGAGGCGGUCCUGACGGUGCAGCUCAACCUCACCAGCCACUCGAACAACUUCACAGUCCUCAACUUCAAGAGGAGGAAAAUGUGCUACAAACUCUCCAAAACCAGACUUCAGAGGCCAGAGAAUGGAGUGUCCAUUCCUACCACCUCUACCAGGGUGUUCUAUAUCAGUGUUGGGGUGUGCUGUGCUGUCAUCUUCCUGGUGGCCAUUGUCUUGGCUGUUAUGCAUCUACACAGCAUGAAGAGAGUAGAACUGGACAACAGUGUUUCAGACAGUGGCAGUUCCCAGGGCCUGUCCCAGCCGUCUACCCAGACCACCCAGUACCUGAGAGCUGACACACCCAACAACGCCAGUGCUGUCACCAACCAUCACCCUGGCACUGCACCCGUUCUCCAGCUUGCUGCAGCCACCUUCCCAAACCCUGAAGCCCCCGUCCAUGAAACCAGAAGCUACCCGUCACUGCGUAUUGAGAAGAACGACCUGAGAAGCGUUAGUCUGCUUGAAGCCAAAGCCAAGGUCAAAGACAUCUCCAUCUCCAGACUGAGAGUCACUCUACGGGACGUCCUACACGAAGGAACAUUUGGCCGCAUCUUCCACGGCGUUCUUUUGGAUGAAAAGGACCCGGCCAAGGAGAAAUGUUGCUUUGUGAAGACAGUGAAAGACCAUGCCUCUGAGGUGCAGGUGACCAUGAUGCUGACAGAAAGCUGUAAACUACGCGGACUUCAUCACAGGAACCUGCUCCCCAUCAGUCAUGUGUGUACAGAGGAAGGAGAGAAGCCUAUGGUACUACUGCCCUAUAUGAACUGGGGUAACCUCAAACUGUUCCUGAGACAGUGCAAGCUGGCCGAGGCCAACAACCCACAGGCAGUCUCUCAGCAGGACUUGGUCCACAUGGCGAUCCAGAUCGCAUGUGGGAUGAGCUACCUGGCCAGGAGAGAGGUCAUCCACAAAGACCUGGCCGCCAGGAACUGUGUUAUUGACGACAGCAUGCAGGUGAAGAUCUGUGACAACGCCCUGUCCAGAGACCUGUUCCCUAUGGACUACCACUGUCUGGGAGACAACGAGAACAGGCCGGUCCGCUGGAUGGCCCUGGAGAGCCUGCUCAACCAUGACUUCUCUAGUGCUAGUGAUGUGUGGGCGUUUGGCGUGACCCUGUGGGAGUUGAUGACCUUGGACAGACUUGUUGACUAA
Messenger RNA from Oncorhynchus gorbuscha (pink salmon), 2325 nucleotides. It is a transcript of the gene ryk, whose product is annotated as receptor like tyrosine kinase. Gene Ontology annotation, biological process: protein phosphorylation; multicellular organism development; cell surface receptor protein tyrosine kinase signaling pathway. Gene Ontology annotation, molecular function: ATP binding; protein kinase activity. The record is from RefSeq and is a predicted model, not a curated record. Gene Ontology annotation, cellular component: signaling receptor complex. NCBI's taxonomy places the organism in Eukaryota, Metazoa, Chordata, Actinopteri, Salmoniformes, Salmonidae. The transcript is spliced from 15 exons. The coding region runs from base 580 to 2325 and encodes 581 amino acids.